GAAGGAAGGUCGUAUGUAGCUAUGAAUUCGAAUCAGAGGUUUCGUCUUAAAACAGUUACGUUGGGGAUAUAUUAUUCUUAGUCGCUGCUACCAGAUAAAUGCAAUGCUUUACAAACUAAUGGAUCUUACAGUUGUUGCAAAUAACUGCUACGUUAGACGGAACCGAUCUUUGCAAACAAUAUUACGUGUCGCCAUUGUUACCAUCUUUGUUUUUAUGACUACAUGUCUCUAUUUAGUUGCAGCAGAUUAUGCCGGCAUAUGUGCAUUGGAAAGUCUUCAUAUUAUGAUUACACCAUAUUGAUGUUACUGAUAUUCAGUAAACCUGAUCAUAUAGUACAGUUUAAAAAAAAUGGUUAAAGGUCUAUCAUCUUGAAGUUAGUUCCAAAAGCACAUUGAUGCAUCUGUCCAUAAAUUUGGGCGUCUGCUAUUGUUUAUUUGAAAAACAGAACAGUACUAAUAUUUAGAACAUUUAGUUGGCUUGAGUCUGUUAAAGGCGAUCAUCGCCUUCUUUUCCUGCGGCGCCGUUUUUGUCUAAUGUUGUGUAUUAUAAAUACCGAUUUGUUCAACGGAUUACCGUAAAACGAUUUGUGAAUUAUUAUUUGCGUAUAAAAUUCUUGAAAUACCUUUGAUCUCACUUAUAAGGUGAUUACUGUACUGAAUAAUUUUACUAGUUUUAUAUCAUGCACCAUUAUUGAGUUUUCCCGAACAAGGUAGUUUGUAUUCUACUUUCGUUCGUCGGGUAGCACCUCGAAAAAAAUGGGUAAAGCGGAGGCUGGAACACCAAAGGCGAUCGCCAACGCAAUCAAGUCGAAAGGGCUUCAGAAGCUACGAUGGUACUGCCAAAUGUGUCAGAAACAGUGUCGAGAUGAGAACGGGUUCAAGUGUCACACGAUGUCUGAGUCCCAUCAAAGGCAGCUGCUGUUAUUCGCGGAAAAUCCAGAGCAGUAUCUCGACUCAUUCUCUGAAGAAUUUAAGGAGGGAUACCUGGAUAUACUUCGCCGCCAAUAUGGAGGAAAACGUGUACAUGCUAACCAAGUAUAUCAGGAGUAUAUUCGCUUCAAGGAGCAUAUACACAUGAAUUCGACAAGAUGGCUAACAUUGACAGAGUUCAUAAAAUGGCUUGGAAGGGAAGGAAUCUGCACAGUUGAUGAGACUGAGAAGGGUUGGUUUGUUGCGUACAUUGAUCGAACAUCGGAAGCGAUUUUGGCUGAGGAACGACGUUCGAAAAAGGCCAAACUCGAAAAGGACGAUGAAAAAAGAGCUCAGAAAUUCCUUCAACAACAGCUGGAGAGACUGAAAGAGAAAGAGGUAGACUGUGGUCUUUCUAAAGAGGUUUCCGCCGACAGCAAGGUGUUGAAGCGGGAAAAGGAAGACGAGAAAGUUACUUUAUCAUUUUCUGCAACCGCAUCAGCGAAAGAAAGCAAUUUAACCAAGCAUUUACCGAAAUUCAACCCCCUAGUGAAGCUUUCGUCAAAGUCCUUGAAACCCAAUUUAACGGACAAACCAUCUUCGUCAUCAUCCUCCUCAAAACGAUCAGCUCUUGACGAAAUCAUGAUGGAAGAAGCGCGCAAGAGGUCUGCAAAGAAAGAUUAUUGGCUCACAACUGGUAUCAUUGUCAAAGUGCUGACAAAAAGCAUCGGUGAGAAGUAUUAUAAACAAAAAGGCGUUGUCACGGAGGUGGUAGACCGGUAUGGGGCGGUUGUUAAAUUGCUAGACAGCGGAGUAUCUCUGAAGUUGGACCAGGUACAUUGUGAGACUGUAAUACCGGCCAUUGGCAGAAAAGUCAAAAUUGUGAAUGGGGCUUAUAGAGGACAAGAAGCCACCUUGCAGAGCAUUAAUGUGGAUAAAUUUUGCGCAACGUUGAAAUUAAAAACUGGAGUCAUUGCUGAAGACGUGGACUACGAGAACUUCUCGAAACUUCACUCAUCGUAGCCUAAAAUGUAGUUUAUGCAUGUAAAAAAACUUGAAGUGAUCUGUAAAUAUACUGUACUUGUAAAGUUUUUUUGGAAUUUUCACUGAAGUUUAUGCUCCAUUGUAUACACCGAGUCGCUUACAGUGUUAUCUUUUAACUUUUUACAUAAUGUUCUUUAUUCUAGAUCUGUGCAAUAGCAACAUUCUGAUGAGGUUUGAGAGUUAUUCUUUACAGCAACGGGUUCUUUGUUAGGCGCUUGUUGGCUAUCAGUCUCACUAUGUGGAUCUAAAAGGUUUAAAAUUGGUGCGAACUAAUUUUAAACUUGUCAUAUUUAACAAGGGUGUUUGCUUUGAACCUGUCGCAACGACUCUAAGUUUUUUUUAACCCUGCUUGAAAUUAGGGCUAAUAUAUGUCACAAUCUAGAAGACAUACGUAUUUAAAACCUUGAUGUAUUAGUUCAGAUCCAUGAUCUCAGAGCUUCCCAGCAUUCAAAUUGCUUUAUAGUUCGCAAGCGUGACUCUUUCAAUAGCAUACUUUAAGUACCUGAGCUUCGGAGUUACUGGAAUUCUCAAGCCAAAAACAGUAUUGCGGAGCAAGUUCCUCAAGCUUGUAGUUGUUUUUUUUAUUUCGAUACCCAGUAUAGAGAGUAACAUAAUUCACUGUAGAGCAAUUAAGGUUUACAUUUUAGUACCCGAGAUAGCAAUUGGCUAAGGCGUUUUGGAGUCUUAAAACGUCUUUGCUAUAGUCAACCCGUGAUUAAACUUCAACGUAAUCUACAUAGAUUUUAAACGAUACACCUUAAAGAGAAACACUUAGCUGAAAAAUUCUGUGUAGAAAAACACGGGAAAGAUUUAGAAAAGGCAGCUGGACACGAGCUAACAUCUAUCUGGUUGCGAAACACUCUUUUGAUCAAAGAAUAUCCUGUCUUGCAGAAAAAAAACUUCAGCUUACUUUGUUAUCUUCACUCUGGGGCCGUUUUGUGAUAGCAUGUAUUUGAGCUUACGGUGCGUGACAGAAACAACUUAGAUAGUAAUCAGAGCAUUUAUUUUUGUGAAUGUUAUGUGCUUCGCCAUAUGGGGCUUCCAAAAAUAAAAAAAAUUACGUGUUGGGCAUCCAAAAGAUAGAAAUUGGAAGAAAACCUGGGCCUAUAGGCGAACCACUUGUGUGUAGUCGUCGACUUAGAAUUGGUGUUUUCGUAUGUUAUCGUGUAUAUAACCGAGUAAAGAAGCAAUAAAAACGGGCAGUGGUAAGGGCCCAUUAGUUCUUGCUAUAAUUGUUUCUUGUGGAUUUUCUAGAAUUUCUUUCGCGUAACAUUCCAUUUUCUUGACCACUAUAGCAGUUCGGGGAUGGCCGUGUGUAAUAUCUUAGGGCCGAACUGCAGUUUUAUGUAAGUAUGUUAGGCAAUGUACCCACGUGCAGUGGCGUAGUUUUAGACAAAAUUGCGCGACCAAGAUAGUCGCCUUUUCUUUACCUUCAUUUGCUUAUUUGGUCUUUUGAUAAGCGUAUUUUGUUUAGUUCAAUCUGGUGUUUUACGUGAUGACAAAAGCGUCUCGGCAAAAAAUAAAGUUGAAAGGCAUCCUCUAUUUAGAAACCUGACUUGCAAAAUAUAUUUGUAAUAAAUAUAGGUGGAUGAUUCAGCAUACUUUGAGGCGUGCUUUCUGUGUUUUCUGUCGCCAAGAAGAUGACAUAGAUGGUCAUACGUCAUCGUCAAACAAUGUCAUAGUGAUCUGUGCAAUGCAUAAUUCGAUCCUAUACAUUAAGCCGUUACAGGCAAAUGCGGCUGGCUUUUGAAUAAGUUGAAAUUGAAUAGGUUUUGAACUACGCGCCGUGGCCCAACGGAAUUUGUCUGGUAAAUACUCCAGCUCCCUUUAGAAACUUGUGAGUGAAAACCUUUUGAGUUUAUUCGAAGGAAAAUAGACCUAGCAGGAAAGCAUCUUUUCGUCUCGGAAAUCAAUGCUCAGUGGUUAAGUUUUUAUUUUUGCCACAGUGCAGGAAAUUCAUCGAAAAUUGGUAAGAAAAAAGGCUAUGAACAACAGCAGAGUACUCAAAUGGUGAAAUUUUUCAAGAACAAAGGUUAAAAUGUUGAAGUCUAGCACGGAGGCAACUAAACGUUGGAAGCCAAAAGACAGGAACGCAUUGUCGUAAACGAGGAGGUUCCAUUACGACAGCAAAACUUCGGAGUCUAACAGUUCUGUCAGUCUAAACUAGAAUUUCAUAUGUAGCGUACUACAGAAUUAUAAUUCAAAUCCUAAACAUGGGGAGACUGAAUAAAAAUGGGUUCCCUGUAAAUUGAUUCCAGGCCAGUUGAAAAUGGGUGCGGUGUAUUUUACGCGCCAUUUGCAGAACUCUAAUCAACAAAGUACCCACUUGAAGCAUAUGACAGCCAUAGAUGAUAAUGAUUUAAUUUCUACUGCGAGCUAGAAUGGAUCAGGCAAAAAAAUAUACGUCGCUCUGGAGAGAAAUCGAGUUCGGGCAGUGUUGAGUCGGUUCGUGUGCAAGGUAAUAGUGGUACUUUCAAUAGACAUCUGUGGCAUCUGGCGCUACGAUAUCUUGCCGAGAAUGAAACAAUGAAUGCAGCCCGCUAUCCCGAGUUCCUCAAAGACCAUUGUCAAGACAAUCGAAAGCGUACAGCCUGGUUACUAGAUGAUAAUGCUGGACUUUAUCGCCACGCCCCAAUAAUUUUAGAAUUGAACAAAAAAAUAUCAAAUUUUAGUUUCGACUUGGUCAUUCUCCUGAUUCAAGUUCGUACAAUCACCAGGUUUUUGAAAUUACCGUAAAAAAGUUACCAUGUAGGUAAACUGGUAAGCAAACAUAUUCCAUUACUGGUUUAUGUAAACGAUAAUAAUAGAUGUAUAGAUGUCCAGAAACUUUCCGAGCGCAUACGGAACGAGUGUAUAAAAAAGUGUUUCUAACUCAUACUAAAAAACUCGUCAUCUUAGCCCAGCUAAUUGAAGAUUAACUUCAAAGACCGUCGGAUCCGUUUGUUUAUCCGUUUCUAUGCAAGUAAAGGGACGAGCAUGCAAUAGGAUGUGAAAUCUAAAAACAGAUUAUGCGUAGACACGGAAUUGUCGAAAUAAUCCGUUUUAGAAUAUUCUGAGGUAAGUUUUUGAGUAUAAUCGAUUGGCAUUGUCUAUGCUUUUAUAAAGAAAAAAAUAAUUUGUAUUUUGAUCAGACGGUUGCUUUGAAAAUAAUAGUGAGUAAUAUUUUAGUGAGUAUUGGAAUUACGAGGACUGUAAGAUAUAUAGGUAGUAUUGAAUGAAUUCAUUUUUAAGGCAUAUUCAAGUUGUUUCUGUUAGCUUACUGUUCAAUUCAACAAUCUCAUAACAAUCAGAGGAAUUCUCAAAAUAGUAGUCAAUCUCACAUGGCUGGAAGGACAAUACAUGUAUGAAUGUGCGACUCUGUUGGCCACCCACUCGAUAACAAAAAUCAGUUUUGUUGAAAUUCUACUAUAUGUAUACGAUUAUGCCUAUAUGAUGUAAGCGAUACAAAACCGCUACCAAACUGAAAACUUACUAAACUGAAACUUAAACGGCCAACUAAAACAAUUUAUUUUUAUUCGAGAGAACUACAAAGACAUUCUAUAAAAGAGAACUUUGUUGACCCGUAGUUGAUUUAAUAAAUAUAUUUUUCUAGAAGUAACAGUGCUGUUGAUGCUAUCCGGGUGUUUGGAUGGUAUGCUUGACGUAACCGCUAAAUCACAGUGCUUUAUAUUGUGAUUCUGUUUAAGUUUUGGACUACGACAACGACCAAGGUACGUUGGCACUCUUCACAGUAUAAAUCG
Varroa destructor (honeybee mite) is the source of this 5693-nucleotide messenger RNA. It is a transcript of the gene kin17, whose product is annotated as kin17 DNA and RNA binding protein. Gene Ontology annotation, cellular component: nucleus. The record is from RefSeq and is a predicted model, not a curated record. Gene Ontology annotation, biological process: DNA damage response; DNA replication. Gene Ontology annotation, molecular function: double-stranded DNA binding. NCBI's taxonomy places the organism in Eukaryota, Metazoa, Arthropoda, Arachnida, Mesostigmata, Varroidae.